Molecule: messenger RNA, 1258 nt
Organism: Lolium perenne
Lineage: Eukaryota; Viridiplantae; Streptophyta; Magnoliopsida; Poales; Poaceae
Source: RefSeq, a predicted model, not a curated record
CAGCCCAAUGGCCAAGCGCGCGCGCGCGGCGUGCAAGAUAUCGCAGCAUGCAAGACCUAGCUCCGACCACUAUAUAUACCCACGAAACCCUCCCUGCUAAGCAUCCAACUCAUCUCACACUCCACCGAGCCCACUCACCAUGGCCGCUAGCACUAAGCUUGCAGCUCUUGGCUUUGUGGUCCUCGUGAGCAUUGGCUUCACCAAUGCUUCACGUAUGCUCGCUAGCUCGUCCUCCGCCUCAGGAGGAGGCGGGGGUGGCGGAGGCGGUGGUGGUGUAGCCGGUGCGACUGGAUGGGGCGAAGGGUCCGGACAAGGUGGUGCCACAGGAUAUGGGGAGAACGGUGGGGAUUGGAGUAACAAGUAUAACUAUGCCAAGGGAGCUGGUGGAGGAGGAGGAGGAGGUGCUGGUGGUGGCUCACAGGGUGGAGCCGGAUCCGGCAACGGGUAUGGCUCUGGCACCGGCACCGGUGCGAGUGGCACGGCAUCAGCCCCUAGCGGCGAUGGGUAUGCCAGUGCUAAAGGUGAUGGUGCGGGUGGUGGCCAAGGUGCCGGUGCUGAUGGGUCUAGCGGAAAAGGAUCUGGAGAGGGCAGCGGAAAAGGAUACGGUGAGAGUGGCGUAGCAAAAGCGCCGGCUCCUGCUGCUGGUGGUGUCAGCUACUCCGAUGCUGGCGGUAGUGGUAAUGGUGGCGGCGGCGGCACUAAUGGAAAUGGAGGUGGUAACGGCAAAGGAGCUGGACAGGCCGGCAGCGACGAGACUUCAGGCAAUGCUAGUGGAGAGGGUAGCGGCAACGGUGGUGGCAUCGUUGAAGGUGUCGCUCAAGGUCCAAGCGUUGGAGUUGGGUCUGGUUCUGGCGUCGGAGCUGGACAGACAGGUAGCUCUGGCACUGAUGGUUCAGGCUAUGCCACUGGAAUCGGUGGAGGUGGCGGUGGCGGCGCAGGUAGCAGCGACAACGGCGGGACAGGCGGCGGCUCAGGCACCGGAUCUGGAUCUGGUACUGGUGGAUAUCCUUAAAUAUCCUUUCUUGGACAAGCUAAAACCGGAGUCCAAACACUCGUUUUUAGUCUCUUCACUUCAUUAUUCCACAUCAGUCAAGUUCACUUCAUUUCUAUGUUUUUAGUAGGCUUCUAAUAAAGGGCUCCAUGCAUGAUUCUACUAUAGUGCAAAUGCGUAGUUAGUGCAGCAAUCAAGUGAGAAAGUAAUCAUGUAAUCGCUAUCUACGAGUAUCUUUUGUCAUAAUUUAUUUAUUAUGUUUUUCGA